UUCUCUCUUCUCUUCUUUUGUGAUGCUUUUACAUCUCUACACUGAAGACCCAGCUCUUACAUGCGAUCCACCAGCUCCAGACCCAUUUCUGUCAGUUACUCUGAUUCCAAUGGAAGCAUGUGCUCUCUCUCUCUCUCUCUCUCUCUCUCUCUCUCUCUCUCAGGAAAGAAUACCUAUCCUCAUUGCCUCUAUAAGCCUAUGGUCACAUACCCUCAUGAAUCUUUCUUUCCAUAUCCGGCAGUGGAACGUCAGUGCGAUACAGUUGCCGUUGUCGCACAGAUAGCCGCUGUCAGUGCCACGGGGAACAUUUCUCAUUAUGACUGUGUGGAAACAGUUGCGAGUGGUCUUGAGAUGAUUAGGAAUACGGCUUCCUUUGACCGUUCCCUAUUUGCAUCCCCACUGUCUCCCCGCACACAUUCUCCGACGGUCUGGAGGUGGACAACCGAAGAUGGAUGGUCUGAGGCUCGGAAACCAGAAUCCAUCUCUGGGCCACGGCUGAAUUCCGGGCCUGGAGCAGAUCCAUUCGAGGAGCUUUUCGAGAUUGUAGUACACGGGACCGAGAGGGAAUCUCUCGCCGUUCUCUUGCCUGUUCGGUCCAGCUUGUGGCGGAAAGUGGUGGGUGGACGUGUUUGGGGAAGACAUAUCGGGCUUUGUUGCCUUAGACGAAAUCCUCAAGGGUGUCGGAAAUCGCUAUCCUAUAGAUUGUAAUGUAAUGUGUUCACUCUUCGUAGGAUCCCUUCGACCUUCAUCUAUAUAGCUGGGCUCCUCUGUCUUUCCUCAGACGCUAUCACAUCGAUUGAC
Messenger RNA from Paecilomyces variotii, 801 nucleotides. RefSeq lists its product as hypothetical. NCBI's taxonomy places the organism in Eukaryota, Fungi, Ascomycota, Eurotiomycetes, Eurotiales, Thermoascaceae. The record is from RefSeq and is a predicted model, not a curated record. The coding region runs from base 61 to 708 and encodes 215 amino acids. The transcript has 3 exons.